This is a messenger RNA of Alternaria arborescens, 2937 nucleotides long. RefSeq lists its product as hypothetical. Bases 1 to 2937 code for a protein of 978 amino acids. The transcript has a single exon. Lineage: Eukaryota; Fungi; Ascomycota; Dothideomycetes; Pleosporales; Pleosporaceae. The record is from RefSeq and is a predicted model, not a curated record.
AUGGCAUCUCAUGGCAAGGUCCUCGAUCUGUUCGACGACCGCUACCUGGAAUUGCAGGAUGUCAUUGGCAACGUUGAGCCGCUGCCCACACUCGUGCCUUAUGAGCAGUACAAGCAACACGCCAUCGUCUACCGCAUGGACACGAACCAUGACAUCUUCAUGGCGCUUCUACAGGACUUCACAGAGCGCAAGUCACUGGAGACGGGCAAAGAGCUGUGGACGUGGUGCGUGCAAUGGCAGGUUGAUGAAACCGCUACUCGCCAACCAGCCGUAGCACCACACUCACCCAAGAAGCCUCGUAUCGAUCCGAGACAGCCGAACAGUCCUACUAUGCAGCCAUCUUUAGGUCGUGGCGCGCCCCCAAUAACCGCCCAAGUUCGCAGAAUCGAUCCCGAGCUGAUGCAUCAGGAGGAUAUGCUGCGUAUAUUGGUCGACAUCGUCCAGGUCAACAGCACUGUGGUGCCAAAUUUCAUCGAGUUUCUAUACCGAUGGAUCGACUUCUACGAGGGAGAUGGAAAGGCCUUGAACGCGGCUCUGUAUGGAGAAAUUCCAAGCUUAUGGGACUUUGAAUAUCAUCCGAUUCUUGUUCCUGAGGACGUUAAAAAGAAAUUUGACGAGGCAAACAGUAUCACAAGAGACGGGAAGGAAUAUGGAACAGAAAUUAAGACACCAAAACACGCCAACGCAGAAGAGCUCGCUCAAAAUUCGCCCACCAAGAAGAUGCGUCAGAAGCCCGAUUUGGCGACAUUUGAGCGUAAGUUGGAAGAAAGUGAGCGUCUACAGUAUCACGAAGUACAUUUCGGCAUACAGCCUCCGAAGCUCAACGAGCCUCUGCCGCCUCUUAUCAAUAUUCCUCGGGACCGGGUCAAACGAGCGAAGUACCACGCUGCUUGCUUCAAAUCACGCCAACGCGCCCUUUACCUGCUCAUGGAAGCUGGGAUUACUCCGCAACAGUUGAAAGAUUACAAGAGGUGUCAGACAAUGAGUCUGAAACACACGCCAUCGCGCGAGGGAGCACAUGGCCUCGGAAACUACGAGAAAGAUGCGAACCUUGCGCAGAUGAUUCAGUCAGCCAAAGAGAAACAGAGAGUAAAGCAGAUGGAAAUUGCCAUCAGCAACAAGUUGGCACACGAGGCUCAGCUUGCUGCUCACAGCACUAUUUCCGCAGGUUCGUCUGGUGUGCCUCUCAUCCCUAUCAUGCCCCCAACCAUUCACAGUCUGGACAUAGCUGGCCAAAUAUCACGUGAGAUUCAGCAGACUAAGGAUGAGAGAAACCAGAAGAUCAACAUCGUUCCUGUACCACUUGUGGGUAAGAUGAAAAGCCUGCUUUUCAAAGGCGCAAUGGACAGAGCAGCCUUACUAGAGAUAUGCGGGCCUGAUGGGCGGUUAGCAAGCCCACCUUCUUCUGUCGAUACUGAUGGCCAUGGGUCGAAGAACGAAGAUGAAGGCAAUGGGAGCACCGAUGGAGACUCAAAUGAUGACAUCAGUGCCUCCAGGGACGGAUUGUGUACACUACCUAGACCAGUACUACCGCCGGUCUCAACGGUCCCUCUUCCAAAUCUACCACCGCCAUCGCGUCCACCUCCAGUAAUGAUGUCCAGUCAACCUCGAAGCUCUUUUGACUUCAAUCCUUCGUUUUUCUUGCAGCAACAAUAUCCAUCCGGGCACAGUGGUCCGUCUACCUCUGGUCCUGCUCCCCCCAGAGUGUCGUACCAGGAAAUUAUGGCUGCGAACAGUGCUAGAAUUCAACAAAAUGUCCUGGGUGGACAGAUAAGUGUGCAAGGUCCUCGAUCUUCAAACAUAACUGUGCCACCACCACCCGGAUUUGAACACGAUGGUCCUUUUAUCUCUGGAAACAUGCCCCCUCCGCCCGGACCUCCACCGCCGGCGCCGGCGGCCUACCCCUCUACUAAACCUCAAUCUGAUACUUACAGCUCAAAUCUGCCUCAACGAAUUCAGACAUCACCGUCUUAUCCGGUUGGAUCUGAAUUCUCUACUCCUGCGCCACCACCAAAUUUCGCGCAGCGCCUUCUAGCCCUGGGCCAUGCUACUAGCCUUCAUCAGGGACUUCGUAAUACUGGGCCGACAUUACUACGAGAACCAGACAUGACAGGUCCUAACAGCCCAGGUAGUCAGUACAGAUCAGCCCAAGAGCGUCAACAGUGCUCUCGUACGCUCUCUUUACUUGAUUUUCCCUGUUCGCUCCCUCCCCACGCCAGUAUGCAGCGUAUCACUCCAUCCCCACUCACACUUCGACCACCGCCCUCUCCACUUUCGUCCCUAGCACCAAGCUUGCUAGCCACCUCGCCUUUUACCACCUCUCAUAAUGGCAUCCCAGUUCAGAUCUUUUUGCCCAGAAUCCUCAUCCCCUCUAACACCAUUGGUCCAGGCGGAAUGAAACUAGGCAACAGUGGCUGUGCCGAAACAGAUGCUUUUCUACUCGGAUAUACGCACCCUCUAAGCGGUAAAAUCACUCUUAGUCGCGCCGUCUUCUUACCUUUGGGUGUGUGGAUCAAUGCGCAGGAUAGGGUGCGAAAAGGCAAGUACAAAGUAUUGGAGAGCUACAUAGCACCGAAGAGAGAUACUUCAGUCUCACAUCGUGCUGUUUACGAGAGGGUGAGACAGGCUUAUGAUCUUAUGAAGACGGGAUCGCCGGCAGCGAGAGAGUGGGAAUUGACGAAGAGGUGGAGGGCUAGUAGGGGGAGGAUGAAGGAGACCCAGAGAGGUGCGGUCUGGGAAGGUUGGGCUGUGGAUGUUGAUAGGGAGAUUGCGAUGAGUAAGGAGGAUAGGACGGGUGCGUUUGUGCAAGAUGCGUUGAUCGAUGGGAUUGAUGAAGAUAGCGAGGAAGUCAGAAGGAGGAAGGAGAUUGACGAAUUGCUUGAGACAGACGAAGCAUGGGAUUAUGGAGAGGAUGAGGAUGUGCAUAUGCACGGCUAG